Molecule: messenger RNA, 3399 nt
Organism: Drosophila santomea
Lineage: Eukaryota; Metazoa; Arthropoda; Insecta; Diptera; Drosophilidae
Exons: 2
Coding region: 1-3399 (1132 amino acids)
Biological process (GO): proteolysis
Molecular function (GO): nucleic acid binding; zinc ion binding; aspartic-type endopeptidase activity
Source: RefSeq, a predicted model, not a curated record
AUGCCCCUAGAGGGAGACAAGAAAAAGACACCCGCACCUGGAAAAGAACAAAAGUUCAACCCGCAAUCUCCGCUAUCCACUCGCGGUAAGCCAGCACCCAAGUCCGUUAGUCCCAGGGUCAAAACCGCGACUCCCACUCCGAAAGCAAAGGUUUUGCCAUCGACUAGUUCGAAGACAACUCCUAGGAUUGUCAUAUUCCGACCAGUGCCGCGAGCGUCUAGUGAGUCUUCUCUAUCGAGAAAAUCCGAGAGUCCCUCCGCUGUCGGGACUGAUUUCCUCCGCGUCACACGCUCUACCACAAAGAAAAUGGCAUCCUCUGAGCAGCCAACGCCCGCAACCGCAGCGUUGCAUAAAUUCAUCGCCGUCAGCGAUCGCGUAAGCCUUUUCGAAGCGAAGAUCAACACUCCUGAUCAAGCCUCUCCGUCCCUACACACGUUACAAGUCCGUCUGCAACUGGUGCGAGCCUUAUGGGACAAAGUGGAAAGAGAGUACGAAACAUGCUCUGACCUAAUGGCCCAAGAAGGAUCCCUCGACACAGUGUCUAUUCUCCAGGCCAAAUAUGACUUCUGCUACUCAGUAUACGAGUCAUGUGCAGCACAAAUUGGCGAAACAAUCGACAGAGCAACGCCUCAAGUCGCGCAAGCACCCUCUCAGCCGCUAAUUUCGUCCGGCUGCCGCUUACCUCCAUGCGACACGGAAGUCUUCGAUGGCGACUACCUCCGAUGGCCCACUUUCCGGGACCUAUUCACGGCAAUUUACGUAAACAACCCCAGGCUGACUCCGGUCGAGAAGCUAUUCCAUCUCCUAACAAAAACAAGUGGCGAAGCAAAAGCCAUCGUGGCGAAAUCUCCUCUCACGAAUGAUGGUUUUGCUUCCGCGUGGGAGGCGCUUCGAGAUCGGUUCCAAAACAAGCGACUUUUGGUCAACAGCCAGCUCAAGCUCCUUUUUAACUUAAAUUCAAUUUCGCAAGAAUCUGGUCAUGCUCUGAAAGAGCUACAAUCCACGAUUCAGGGGUGUUUAACAGCACUAGCGCAUUCCCAGGUAUCCACAGAAAACUGGGAUUGUCUCUUGGUUUUCCUUUGCGCGAGCAAACUGCCCAAGCAGACCCUGUCCUUAUGGGAACAGUCGCUAACUGCCAAAUCCGAGAUCCCAGCUUGGGAAGAAAUGAAUGCCUUCCUGAGCGAAAGGUAUCGGACAUUGGAAGCCAUCGAAGAUAUGAAACCGACUCAGGCAGUUCCAAAAAGGCUUCAAUCCUUCGAGACAAAGGUCAGCACCAAACAGAAAGGGUGUGACUUAUGUUCUAAGGAGAACCAUCCGGUCAGAUUGUGCCCGCGUUUUCUUCAAAUGUCUGUUGACUCGCGCUCUGGCUAUAUAAAAAAGAAGCAGCUAUGUCUGAAUUGUUUUGCCAGAGGUCACCAGCUACGCGACUGCACAAGCACACACAGCUGCUUUACAUGUAAGGGCAGGCACCAUACGCUGCUGCAUCGCAGCCCCCCAAAUUCCGAAAAUGCGAGUUCCUCAACCUCGCCCCCUACACAGCAACCUCCGAGACCCUCCAGCAGAAAUGCAUCGGCAAGCACCUCAGCGGUGCAAACUUUUUUCGCGUCCGGCACUUCAGCCGUCCUACUGAGCACAGCGAUCAUUGACGUGUGCCAUUUGGGGACGAACUACCGAGCCCGAGCCUUAAUCGACUCGGGAUCCGAGGCGACGUUCAUUUCAGAGCGCCUGUUCAACCUCAUCAAGUUGCCAUUCCGCAACACCCAGACCCAAGUCUCCGGGUUAAAUCAUUCGGUCUCCGCGAAAUCCUCGAAGCUGUGUCACUUCGGGAUUCGCUCUCCUACUAAGCCAGGUCUACAGUUAGACACUGAAGCGUACGUCCUUCCGGAGCUCUCAGGCAAACUGCCCUCCUAUCCGAUCCCUCGGAAUUCUUUGAAGGACCUGCCCGCACUCCGCUGGGCAGAUCCUACCUUUUUUGAGAGCUCUCAAAUUGAUGUACUGAUCGGGGCUGACAUUCUACCAUCCAUAAUGAUGGAUGGCACCCGACAAAAUAUUUGCGGCUCGCUCCUGGGCCAAGAAACUAUUUUCGGGUGGGUGCUAACGGGGCCGAUUUCCAAGGGUAAGCCGAAACGGGUCGCAUCCUUCACGACCCAGGUGCACCAAAUAGGCGACCCUGAUUCGCUCGACACGCUUCUCAGCAAGUUCUGGGAGGUGGAGGAUCUACCAGUAAAGAUGGUAAAAGAGUCGGACUCCUAUUGUGAAAGGAACUUCCUCCAAACAACAACAAAAGACGCAAGCGGGAGGUACGUGGUGACGCUCCCGUUCCGGGACCCCGAGAAUACCGGUUCCGAUUUAGGAUAUUCAAGGUCCAUUGCGUUAGCUCAGUUUCUUAGAAACGAAAAUCGUUUAAAAAGAGACUUCCCCUUAAAAGAGCAAUAUGACAGCGUGAUCCAGGAGUACCUGGAUCUGGGUCAUAUGAAAGAAGUUCCGCCGACUCACAAUUCUCCCUCGUAUCAUCUUCCUCAUCACGCGGUAGUUAAGCCCGAAAGCACCACUACAAAGCUUCGCGUUGUAUUCAACGCUUCAAGUCCUGAAAUGGCAUUAUUUUCAAUACGUCUUCAGUGCAGACAUUACGAAAAUGUAUCGUCAGAUCUGGGUCGAUCCAAAACAUACUGCGCCCCCUUCCUCGCCAUUCGAGUCUUGCAACAGCUGGCAGAGGAUAUCCGAGCGCCAUUUCCAAAUGCCAGCCGCAUCAUCCAGCAGCACAUGUACGUCGACGACGUUCUGGCAGGGGCGAAUUCCGUAAACGAAGCCCAAAGUUCGAUUCGAGAGUUGCAAGCAGCCCUAAGUGCCUCCGGGUUUCCGCUAAGAAAGUGGACCUCGAACAACAAAAGCGUCCUUAAAGACGUCCCGGCCGAACACCUCCUUCAUAGCGAGUUCCUCGACAUCGAUGCCGAAAGCACGGCCAAGACGCUCGGUAUUCGGUGGAGGGCAAAGUCCGACGAAUUCUAUUUCGUUCCCCCCGAAAUAGUUGUGGAACCCUCCUAUACAAAGCGAGAAGUUUUGUCCCAAAUCGCUAGGUUGUUCGAUCCUGCCGGGUGGCUCGCGCCGUUCAUAAUCCGUUCAAAAAUGUUCAUGCAGGAGAUUUGGUUGCAGAACUUAGGCUGGGACGAUAAGCUUCCCACUGAAAUGAGUCAGCGGUGGCAAUCGUUUUUAGACGAGUAUUCCGACCUCAACCAGAUCCGCGUUCCGAAAUGGAUCUGGUACCAGCCUGAGGUAAUCAUAGAGCACCACGAUUUCUGUGACGCGUCUCAGAGAGCCUAUGGAGCGGCUAUAUACAUCCGCGUCGAGAUGGGGCAAAGGAUCCUGACUCGCCUGCCAAAACACGAGUGGCCCCGGUAA